AACAGCGGACGGAGGCCGGCGGCGGCGGCGGGGCCGGAGCGAGCAGGGGUUCGGCGGCCUCACCUGUCCCCACUCUCCGGCGGCAACCGGCGGCGGCGGGCAGCGCGGCGGGCGGGUAGGGCCGCCGCCAGGAAUGAAUCUGAAGUCUGCUGCGGUAAAACACUGAAGGCUUUACAAUGUUUUCUUGCAUAAAACUCAGACUUUAAGUAUCUGCUUAUGAGGCUAGGGAAGGCAGGAGGCUAAUGUGUGUCUCGAGAUACAGGACAGCUGUUUGCCCAUCGACCUCAACUGUGUGUGCAACAGAGGAACAUGGCUCAAGAAGCUAAUCACAGCCAAGUGCCUAUGCUUUGUUCCACUGGCUGCGGAUUUUAUGGAAACCCUCGUACAAAUGGCAUGUGUUCAGUGUGCUAUAAAGAACAUCUUCAAAGACAGAAUAGUAGUAAUGGUAGAAUAAGCCCACCUGCAGCCUCCGUCAGUAGCCUCUCGGAGCCUCUCCCCGUCCAGUGCGCGGACGGCGGCGGCCCCGACGCUCAGUGCCCGCUGGACUCCGCGUGUGCGUCCGCGCAGCCAAGCCCUGUAUCAAAUCAGUCACUUUUAUCAGAAUCUGUAGCAUCUUCCCAAGCGGACAGUACAUCUGUGGACACAGCCGUACCUGACACAGAAGAGCUGCAAGCUUCGGCAUCAGAUGCAGCUCAGCAGCCGUCUGAAGAGCAAAGCAAUUCUCUUGAAAAACCAAAACAAAAAAAGAAUCGCUGUUUCAUGUGCAGGAAGAAAGUGGGACUUACUGGGUUUGAAUGCCGGUGUGGAAAUGUUUACUGUGGUGUACACCGUUACUCCGAUGUACACAAUUGCUCUUACAAUUACAAAGCUGACGCUGCUGAGAAAAUCAGAAAAGAAAAUCCAGUAGUUGUUGGUGAAAAGAUCCAGAAGAUUUGAACUCCUGCUGGAAUACAAAAGCCUUUGACCAUCUGCAAACUAAAAAUUGACUUGAGGUUUUUUUUCCUAGUCCUUGGGAAUGUAGAGCAACGUACUUGCAUAGACCUUUUAAUCAUGCAUGUCGCCAGAAGAAUAGAUUUUUGUUUUUGUUUUGAAAAUGACUCUGAACAUUUAUUUCCAUUGCAGUUUCUGUGGCUGAAAAGACUUAAGUAAACUUUACAAGUAUUAUCCUUUUAAGAUCAUUUUAAUUUUCGUUGAGUGCAGAGGGCUUUUAUAACAAACGUGGAGAAAUUUUGGAGGGCCGUGAUUUUUCCAGUAUUAAACACGCAUGCGUUGAUCUCGCAGUUUAUUUUCCAUUGUGUGUGUCCAUAGCUUUUCUCUGCAGCACGAUCCCUGGCGACGGCGCCCCUCAGGGCCCGGCUAGUUACCAGUCACGGAAUGUAUCUUCAUCCUUACGGCUGCUUCUGGGUUUUCAUUAACAAAAGUUCUACAUACGUUAGCAUAUAGUUUCUUUGCACCCACUAUUUAUGUCUGAAUCAUUUGUCACAAGAGAGUGUGUGCUGAUGAGAUUCUAAGUUUGUGUGUUUUUAAUUUUUUUUGAGCGAGGGAAGGAAAAGCUGUGUGCAUUUCAUUGCCGACUGCGGGUUUCUUUCGGAUUACGCUCACCGGUCUGUGUGUACACGGUGUGAAGAAUGAUUUGAAGUAAUUGUGCUGUAUUUAUGUUUACCCACCAGUCUUUGAUUAAAUAAAAUGGAAAACCGUAACGUU
Molecule: messenger RNA, 1704 nt
Organism: Lontra canadensis (Northern American river otter)
Lineage: Eukaryota; Metazoa; Chordata; Mammalia; Carnivora; Mustelidae
Gene: ZFAND6
Product: zinc finger AN1-type containing 6
Exons: 7
Coding region: 310-936 (208 amino acids)
Biological process (GO): protein targeting to peroxisome
Molecular function (GO): polyubiquitin modification-dependent protein binding; zinc ion binding; DNA binding
Source: RefSeq, a predicted model, not a curated record